Vitrella brassicaformis is the source of this 1372-nucleotide messenger RNA. NCBI's taxonomy places the organism in Eukaryota, Vitrellaceae. The record is from the annotation of a GenBank genome assembly.
CUACGAUCUUGUCGGUAUCGUCUCUGUGCUCCCUCGUGAUGCAACUCAUCGUCUAACACGUGACGAGCUGCGCUAUGGAGCUGCCAGCUAUCAGGCAGCAGCCCUUCUGCGGUGGGGCGCUGACCAUCCUGGCUGGUGGUUUGCCAAAGACGGCCGACAGCCUCAGCGCGCAUGCAGUCUCUCAGCUGAGACACAAGCCAAAGAGUGUGCCCGGCAGGUCCUUUCCUCUUGGACUACGAUGAUGUUUGUGCGUCGAGCUGCUCAGGUCCCGGACGACAUGCUUGAGCGGCAACGGGAGCUUCUUGCUGGCCAGUCCGUCGUCAAAUGUCGAGAUCAUGAUCGUUACUUUCUCGUGGCCGUCUCCCCCAAGUCUCCGCUGCAGGAGGUGUUGUCGUGCUGCUGGCCGCCCUUCGAUGCCAGUCAAGACAGUGUCCGUGUGCGCCCGGCGACUUGCAAUGCCAAAGUCGUCCGCUACUCAUGCCCUCACAAGUCCUUUUGGGGGAGCUCUAUGGGGCGGUGUUGCCUGGUCGACCUCUGCGCAAAGCAUUUCAAUCAGCUGAGCACGGAAGUGGCAUUCUCUGACGGCAGCGAUGGCAUGUCUCGGUCGAUGUGUAUGCGGCCACGGCCUGAGCCCCAGCCUCGUACAUCGCAACCCAACACAUCAGCAGCUGCACGAGCCGCCCCGCCGUCCACGCACCCAGCAGCACCCCCACCACCCGCACAAGCUGACGAUUCAGGUGACGAUGAAGAGGAGGCGGUCCAUGCGGAGCAAGAGUGGGAGCAGAUCAAUCAGGCGCUGCGCCAGGAGCCUUUGGAUGAGAAGCCCUUCGGUCCGCAAGACGCAGAUGAGGAGGCGGAACAUGCGACAUGGCAGCAGCUCGUGGAUGAUGCGGUGACCAACGUGGGACCAGUUGACUUCGGCACCGACAGCGCCGCCAAGGACCGCUACCUAGACACCGACAGCAGUCAACAUGCUCUGUAUGCUGUGAGCCCGUCUGGCGAUCGCAUCUGGGCUCACUGCGUCUUGAACCACUAUCUGAGGCUACGCCGUGUUGUCGGUGACCUCGUUCGAAAGCUUCUCGAACUCGGCAGCUAUGUUCUGACUCGCACUGCACCUGUUGUCAAUGGCGCACCCAUUGUUAUGACGCAGAUCUGCCAAGCCACCUGCAGCCUCUCUUUCGGCGGGUGCGUGCGUACCAUUUCCGGAUGAAGGCGAUGACGACCAGCUUGUUUUCGUCCUUGACCGCCUCUGACACGAACAACAGACAUGGAGGGCUGGAACCCACCGUCCUUCUACAUCUCCUCUUACUAAGCGCUGCACAAUUGCGGAUCGUUUUAACCGGCAUCGUGGCGUGAUGCCGUCCUGCUUCUU